Molecule: messenger RNA, 2581 nt
Organism: Theobroma cacao (cacao)
Lineage: Eukaryota; Viridiplantae; Streptophyta; Magnoliopsida; Malvales; Malvaceae
Product: FMN-linked oxidoreductases superfamily protein
Biological process (GO): tRNA processing
Molecular function (GO): RNA binding; metal ion binding; tRNA dihydrouridine synthase activity
Source: RefSeq, a predicted model, not a curated record
ACAAAAAUCCCACGUACCAUAAGCCCUAAGGAGUAGCCACUCCUCGUUACUGGAAACAAAGCUCACUCGCUGUAGUAGACAGGCAGCGAACCGAGUUCGUUUGCCGAGUGAACUCGCCAGCGAUGGCCGAGUCGUCAAUAGAUAUUAGUAUGGUGACAAAUUCGGAGAUGGAAGGGGUCCCAUCUUCACAGCCGCCAUCGAACUCAGACGGAGCUACUCAACAAACACUGGAAGAACUGGUGGGCAGAGCCAUUGCUCCAAUAAAGCGAGAGUUUUUGCGACCGCCGCCACCCUCUAGAACCACCCAAAAUGACGCCGCCUCUGACGCCAAUUCCAACGCCAACGCCAAGCAAUCUCAGUCUAGCUUAGUCAAGGAAAAGAAAUCAAAACGACAACUCAAACGAGAGCGUCGUCAGGAACAAAAAUCUUCUUUAAAUCUUUGUCCUGAGAUAGCAAAGACUGGAGAUGUUAAUGCUUGUCCUUAUAAAAAUAAAUGUCGUUUCAGCCAUGACAUACAAGCCUUUAUGGCUCAGAAACCGGCUGAUUUGGAGGGUGAAUGCCCAUUUGUAAGAGCAGAUGCACCCUGCCCUUAUGGUUUAGCGUGCAGGUUUGCGGGCACGCAUAAGGAUGGUGCUUCGGCCGCUAGUGUAAACGUGUUGAAGAAAAGCUCUGAGGUCAAUGGACUAAGCAAAGAUGUUCAGAAACUUUUGUGGAAAAACAAAAUGCGCUUUACCAAAGCAGAUGCUGUAAUCAAAUCUCUUGGACUUACGGGGCCCAACUGGAAAAUAAAGAAGCUUGUAGAUAAGGAGGAAGACAAAGUUGUUUCAAAUGGUUCUCAUGCUGUUAGUGAAACUGAGUGCAAACUGGUGGCCAAUGACUCAGUUGACUGUUCGGAGUGCCCUCCAACAUUUUCACCAGCAGAUAAUGUUGAGGAGGCAUGUGCAUCUGAUGAGCUUAGACCCUCGAAGAAAGCAAAAUCUGUAGUUGAUGAAAAGUGUUGCUCUGAUGAAGUGGAGAAUGAUGCAACUGUUUUGGAGAAGGAUGUUGAAAAAAACUCUACAGAAACUGAAUCUGUUCAUACAGCCGAUGAUAUACUUGCAGAACCUGAUAGGAGCCUCAAGAUACACCCUCGUGAAAAGAAGCUUAUUGAUUUCAGAGAAAAGCUGUAUCUUGCUCCUCUAACCACUGUUGGGAAUCUUCCUUUCCGUAGGGUUUGCAAAAUAUUAGGAGCUGAUGUGACAUGCGGUGAAAUGGCAAUGUGCACCAAUCUUUUGCAGGGUCAAGCUUCAGAAUGGGCUCUGCUGAGGCGACAUUCAUCCGAGGAUUUGUUUGGUGUCCAGAUAUGUGGAGCACAUCCAGACACUGUUGCACGUACUGUUGAACUUAUAGAUAAGGAGUGUACAGUGGACUUCAUUGACAUUAAUAUGGGGUGCCCAAUUGAUAUUGUUGUUAAUAAGGGUGCUGGAUCUUCUCUCCUCACAAAACCAUUGCGUAUGAAAGGCAUCAUUGAAGCAGCCUCUGGCACUGUAGAUAAACCAAUAACUGUUAAGGUGCGGACAGGUUAUUUUGAAGGUAAAAACCGCAUUGAUUCAUUAAUUGCAGAAAUUGGCAGUUGGGGUGCUACUGCAGUGACAAUACAUGGUCGCUCACGUCAGCAACGCUACAGUAAACUUGCUGAUUGGGAUUAUAUAUACCAGUGUGUCCGGAAGGCCCCCAGUAUGCUGCAAGUUUUGGGUAAUGGGGAUAUUUUCUCAUAUUUAGACUGGAAAAAUCACAGAUCUGACUGCCCUGAGCUCUCAACAUGUAUGAUUGCUCGAGGGGCACUAAUUAAGCCUUGGUUAUUUACUGAAAUCAAGGAACAGAGGCACUGGGAUAUCAGUUCGGGGGAGAGGUUGAAUAUUCUGAAGGAUUAUGUGCGUUUUGGCCUUGAGCAUUGGGGAUCUGACCGAAAAGGAGUUGAAACAACUAGGCAUUUCUUGUUGGAAUGGCUUAGCUACACUUGUAGGUAUAUACCUGUUGGUCUUUUAGAUGUCAUCCCACAACGGCUGAACUGGCGUCCUCCGUCCUAUUAUGGACGUGAUGACCUUGAGACAUUAAUGGCCUCUGACUCUGCAGCUGACUGGGUCCGAAUAUCUGAAAUGCUGCUUGGCAAGGUUCCAGAUGGCUUCACAUUUGCGCCAAAGCACAAAUCCAAUGCUUAUGAUCGAGCAGAAAAUGGCUAAUUUUAUGCCAUAUUUAAUUACUGUAUUAUUAAUGAAUCUAAUAGUCCUCAGGUGCAAAUGUUGUGUUUUUCCAUUCCCGUGGCUCGUUCAAUUGCAGAAGUAUAGCCAUUGUGAGUGAAGAAAUUAUUCAGGUGAUAUCGCAAAGCCUUCAAGUGUGUAAUGAAGUUGUUAGUUUAAACUGGUAUGUUAUAUGUGCUUCUAGCUUCUAUAAUUGAAGGGUGUUCAUCUUGCUCCAAAUUUUGUACCGUUUAACCUGUAUAACAUUAAAAUAUGUAAUUGUACGAGAUACUAUUGAUUACAAUUUUUCAUUUGAAUGGUCAAAAUAAAGUUGAGAUAUAGUUUUGAGGGAUCUUUUUGCA